This is a messenger RNA of Talaromyces atroroseus, 1653 nucleotides long. RefSeq names its product putative amino-acid permease. The record is from RefSeq and is a predicted model, not a curated record. The transcript has 3 exons. Gene Ontology annotation, biological process: transmembrane transport; amino acid transport. NCBI's taxonomy places the organism in Eukaryota, Fungi, Ascomycota, Eurotiomycetes, Eurotiales, Trichocomaceae. The coding region runs from base 1 to 1653 and encodes 550 amino acids. Gene Ontology annotation, cellular component: membrane. Gene Ontology annotation, molecular function: transmembrane transporter activity.
AUGUCGGCCUCCAAUAGCGAAAAGAACUCCCUGGACAAGAACACUGCGUCACCCAAUGCGCCCGGACCAGUGAAAAAAAACAACCAGCGCAUUCUUCAGCUAGAUGAACUUUCUGACGCUGAUAGAGCCUUGGCCGAGCAAUUCGGUUACCAACCGGUCUUCAAGCGCGAAUUCGGUUAUCUAUCCACGUUUUCGUUCGCUUUCAGUAUUUCUGGCCUCUUUGCCACCAUCGCGACUACCUUUUCGUAUCCCCUCGAAGCCGGAGGCUCCUCCGCUGUAAUUUGGUGUUGGCUGAUUUCCGGUUUUGGUUGUAUGUGUAUUGCUGCCUCGGUUUCCGAAUUAGUUUCGGCCUACCCAACAAGCGGUGGCCUGUAUUUCACCGUCUCCCGUCUUGCUCCCUCGCGAUGGGUGCCAUCAAUUAGCUGGCUCACAGGUUGGAUCAACCUGCUGGGUCAGGUCGCUGGUGUUGCUUCGUCAGAGUACGGAGCGGCCCAAAUGCUGUUGGCGGCAGUGUCUAUGGGCCGGGACUUCACCUGGAGUCCAUCAACUGGAGAAACUGUCGGCGUAAUGGCUGGUUUGACUGUUCUGUGUGGUAUUCUCAACUCCAUACCUACCGGUUGGAUGGAGAAGAUGACUAGGUCGUAUGUCAUUUUCCACUUGCUUGUGGUAGUCACCUGCAGUAUUGCGCUGCUAGCCAAAACCGAAGACAGACACGAUGCAAAGUACGUCUUUACCAAUAUUGACAAUGCGUCUGGAUGGACUCCAAACGGCUUCGCGUAUCUAUUUGGAUUCUUGUCUGUCUCGUGGACAAUGACCGAUUAUGAUGCGACAGCACACAUCGCCGAAGAGAUCCAAAAUCCGGAAGUCAAAGCCCCCUGGGCAAUCUUCCUUGCUAUGGCCACUGUCUAUGUUGUCGGGUGGCUGUUCAACAUUGUAUUGUGUUUCUGUAUGGGCGACCCAAGUACAAUCCUCAACUCUCCUAUGGAUCAGCCCGUGGCCCAGAUUUUCUACAACAGUCUUGGCAAGGCUGGCGGUCUCGUUUAUGCUUCAUGCGCCGUUGUCCUCUUGCAAUUUAUUUGCCUCACUGCCACUCAAUCUCUCGCUCGUACGGUCUUUGCCUUUUCUCGCGACCGCUUGCUCCCGUUUUCCAAUAUCUGGGCCAAGGUCAACCCUAUAACCGGAACUCCGCUCUACGCCGUGUGGUUCUCCGUCUUCUGGUGCAUUGCCAUCAACUUGAUCGCUCUUGGUAAUUAUGCCGCUAUCGAGGGUGUCUUCAACAUCACUGCCAUUGCCCUUGACUGGUCGUACAUGAUUCCCGUGAUUUGCAAGAUGGUUUUUGGUCGAUUCGAACCUGGCCCGUGGCACAUGGGUAAAUUUUCGUACUGGGUCAAUCUUUGGGCUGUCUUGUGGACGGCUUUUGUCUCGGUCAUUUUCUUCUUCCCAACGGCGCAACCUGUUACUGCUGAAAACAUGAAUUAUGCCAUUGCCUUCAUGGCCUUCAUUUUCCUCUGUUCUACCGUUUACUGGUUUAUAAGAGGAAGGAAGUUCUAUGUUGGUCCACUCAAGGAAACCACAAUUCAGGGAGAGGGUGGCAUUUUGGAGGCGGUUUCUGUCAAAAAUACAGAGCAAAAAGAACAAACUAUUUCGGCUUGA